Molecule: messenger RNA, 3093 nt
Organism: Effrenium voratum
Lineage: Eukaryota; Dinophyceae; Suessiales; Symbiodiniaceae
Source: the annotation of a GenBank genome assembly
AUGGAGGGCAUGAGGGGCCGGCCAAAAAUGGUCAACAUUUUGGAAACCACAAUGAACUUCUUGGACCGGCCGUUUGAGAGUGUGCUCCACCCCUUGCGGCUGACCUUGCCACCCUCAGCUGCAGUUGGGGCUGCCCUGCCAGACUGCAGCUUGCGGCUGGUAGUAGGAUUCACUCGGAGCUUGGCAUCGAAGAUGCUGCUGCAGUUGGUCCUCUCCAGUGGGCUCAGCGCUGAUGAGAUUGGCUGCUUGAUGCCACAAAUCAAGGCAGCCAUUGUGAUGCAUGCCGUGGUGGAGAUUGGCAGUGAAGAGCAGCUUCUGCAGCGGUCGUUGCUGUCCAAGUUCCAAGUGGCUGAAUCAACAAGACCGGAUGUCCUGCAGAUCUACGAGGGCUUUGUGAAGUACUGUGCGAGGGCUGGCCUGAAGUAUGCCGAAGCCAUCUCUGACCAGAUCAGCCGCUUCAACAUGAACAGCAGCACGGACACUUCCAAAAUUUCUGAGCAGGAAGAGAAAAUGCUGCGAAUGCUGCCGAAUCAGGAUGAGCUGUUCCUGAAGCUGUUGUCUUCCCAUUGGGACAACUUCAAGGCUGGUGAAAGUGGAGCAACGCUUCGAACCUUGGUCACGCACUGUGACCGUGUGUUGCCUCGCGAUGACACCAAGCCAGCAAUUUGGACUGCGAUCAUGGCCCCUUCGCCUGCCAAGAACCUGCUGUUCCUCCAAAGGCUGAUUGAGGUUUACAUGAGAAACUUCAAGGAUGCCAUCAAGGGUGGCAAGAAGGUGAACUUGGCAUUUCGGGCUGCCCGGCUUCGAGAACAGGCGCCAGCGGAUGCCUACAACUUCUGCUGCCUGUACCAGCAAUUCUUGCCACAGUUCAAGCAGCAGCUCAGUGAUGGCCAGCUGAAGGCUGCAACAGCGGCCUUUGUGAAAGGCGCUUACGACAAGGAGUUUCUUGCCCAGGUGAGGGCCUUGGAUGCGGAGGUCAGCUGCAAGUCCUUCCGCUUUGUGAGCUUGCUGCAGGGAAAGGCCACGAGUCUCCAGAGCCUUGAGCAGCAGCAGGAGAAUGCGGAGAGUGAGGCAGAGGCUGCCCAGCUGAAGGCCUUCACUGUGAAGCUUCAGAAGGAGCAGGGCAUCUUUCUGGACUUCAAGUCUGCACUCAAAGACUUUCACUCCAAGCACGCAGCCAGUCACCGUGACCACCUGCUCCAGCAGAAGCGCGACCUGGAGGCUGCAUCCCGAGCGUAUCAGGAGAACUGGAUCAGGGUGCUGGAGCGGGAUGACUUCGUCACAACGACCAUCCAGAACAUCGUGACGGAUUUCGCGCAGAAGCAGUCGACGCUGGAGGAGCAUGUGUACAAGUGCUUGUGGUGUGACUUGACAAAGCUGGGUGCUGCCCACAGCAAGCACCUGAUGACCAUGGUCAGCAUCUUGGCUGAGAAUGUGGCAGCGAUGCCUGCGAAGACGGUUGCGCUGAUUGCGGUUCCCAACACGGCCACGUGGGGCUCGGUGUACAGCGAGGCCGAGAUCUUGAAGGCGGUGGCCACGGUGGAGGAGACUCUGCGAAGCCAGGAAGCAGAGCUUCUGGUUCGGCGGGCUGUGCUGUCCUUUUCGGAAGAAAGCCUGAAAGGCUCGACGCGCCCUGGAUGGCAUGAUGUGCUGGUUGCCAUCAGCAAGGUGGAGAAUGCCCAAGGGGAGCUGGUCAGUGACUUCACGAAAAGUUACCUUUGGCAGCGUCGCCAUGUCCAUGACGUUGAGGCAAGGCCUGUGGGCCAAUUCGUUGUGCCUGACUUGCAGUUGCAGACUGGCGCCCUCAAUAGCUCCAAGGCGCAACGGUCAAAGCAGCAAGUGACUGGCGUCGACCUGUUCCUCAAGCUCCAGCAGGUGCUGUGGCGUGGAGUCCAGACCUUCGGCAAGUCAUGCAUUUGGUUUGACCUCACGCCCUACGAUGCUUCGCUUGCCCAGUCGGUCACUCUCAAGAACGCGCAGGGGAAGCAGGAUGAGCCGGAGUCCACUCAAAGUGUUGCCCAAAUCAUCUUUGCCACGGAUGACUCGGGCGCUGACAACCGCAAGGUGAUCUUUCAGUACAUCACGGCAGUUGUCAGACAGCAAAUCCAAAAGCUGGCCAAAGAAGACAAGAUCCUGAAGCUUGACGGCUUUGUGGAGCGCAACUUUGAGGCUGAGAAAAUGCCCAGCUACGACGAGAAGCACUUUGAGCUUUGCAUGGUGCAAACGCAGGAGGGCGGUGGACACUGCCUGCUUCUCAGAGAGGCUGCUUUGGAGAAGCUUGUGUUCAACCGGUACAAGCAGGACUUUGACAAGCUGGUGGCCUUGCACAACAGCCAGCACAACCCAAGUGGCCAAAGCUUCAAGGAGAAGAAGCGCACAGCAACGGUGGCCCAACUUGACCUGGACAAGGAGCCGAAGCUCCAGUGCCCACCCGUUGAGAAAACCAAGGACGACCUUGACAAGCCACUGGUCGUGCUGCCUGCCACGAGCAUCAGCAACUUUGAGAUUGUGAUCGAUGCCAAGAAGCAAGUGUUCCUGCUGUCCAACUUUGAUGGUGUGGUGACACACCACAGGCCGCUCUUCCUGGGAUGGGGCGAGUACAGGACGGCAGGGGAGGUGGAGAAAAGGGAGAAGGCCAAGGCCAUGAUGCUACCCUUUAAGAUGGACACCCCGGAGUACAAGGCCUUCUUCUUCCACGACAGCACAACAUUCACGCCUGGGUAUCCUGAGGCAGUUUCCAGCCUGGCAGACUUCCUGAGGUUCUUGGAGGGCAAGGGUGUGGUGAAGCCCAGCAUUGCGUGUCACGCUCUCGAAGUCGUAGCUGGGGCAACAGACAAGGACUGCUACAAGGUCAACAAUGACAAGCUGUGCUCCUUUGAGUUAAAGCCUGUCCCGCCCAAGAGUGAGGUCACCUACCAGAACGGGGGCUCCCUCCUGAAAGUGCAGAAGCAGGAAAUUGGAAAGCUGAAGAUCAUGAUGCGCCUGAAGUUCACGAAGUCUGAGUCUGGCGCCGGGAUCUAUCCCCAGAAGCCUGGCUUCUUUUUGGCCCAGCCACUAAGUGUGGCGAAAGGCCAAAUGUAUCAGCUAGUGUAA